UAUGAUAUGGUCUUGACAUUGAAAGAUAUACAAGUGAGAACAGACGAACAAAUAAUUAUGACUCGCUGACAGUCCACUUCACCUAAUCACCAUGAGGAGUAGAAGUAACUCAGGAAUACGUUUAGAUUAUUUCCAACGUCUUGUUAACCGAACCAUUUACGGUAUCAAAGUCCCUCCACUGGGCUGAUAUCAUCACGUGAAGACAGCCAACACAGCUGGGUUCGUGACAAUGUUUACAGCAUCAUGGCAGUCUGGGGCUUGGCAUUGGCCUAUCGUAAAACAGCAGAUCUUGAUGAAGACAGAGCCAAAGCUUAUGAGUUAGAAAAGGCAGUGGUGAUGCUCAUGCGGGGAUUGCUGCGCAGCAUGAUGAUGCAAGUGGAGAAGUUGGAGAAGUUCAAGGUCUCCCAGAACCCACGAGAUGCCUUGCAUGCCAAGUACUGUAGCCGAACAGGAAAAGCAGUGGUCGGCGACUAUGAGUGGGGGCAUUUGCAGAUUGAUGCCACAUCCCUAUACUUGUUGACACUGGCUCAGAUGACUGCUUCAGGCAUGGAGAUUAUAUUCACCUUGGAUGAGGUGGCCUUUGUUCAGAAUCUGGUGUUCUAUAUUGAGACAGCAUAUCGUACGCCUGACUAUGGCAUUUGGGAGAGGGGAGAUAAGACUAACCACGGCUUGCCAGAACUUAAUUCUAGCUCAAUAGGCAUGGCGAAGGCUGCUUUAGAGGCAGUAAAUGAAUUGGAUCUUUUCGGGGCUCGUGGUGGGCCAGCUUCCAUUAUUUAUGUUCUGCCUGACGAAGCUCAGCAAUGCCAGGCUAUCCUUACCUCUAUGCUGCCAAGAGAGUCAUCAUCCAAAGAAGUUGAUGCGAGUCUCAUAACAAUCAUCGGAUUUCCAGCAUUUGCAGUAGAUGACACAGAGAUUGUUGCAGAAACACGCAGGGUGAUAAAGGAGAAAUUGAGUGGAAGGUAUGGAUGCUGCCGGUUUCUGAGAGAUGGGUACAAAACUGCAAGAGAGGAUCCACGACGACUACACUAUGAACCUUGGGAGCUUCUCAUGUUUGAAAAAAUUGAAUGCCAGUGGCCUCUUUUCUUUGCCUACUAUAUCCUGGAUGGCCUCUUCCGCAAUGAUAUGAAGCAGGUAGAAGAAUAUAGACAACGACUUGAUGAAAUCAUGCUGAAGAGUGAAGAUGGCAUACCACUCCUGCCAGAACUGUAUGCAGUGCCACCGGAAUUGGUGGAGAAGGAAUUGGCCAAUCCCAACAGUCAAAAACGUGUUGCUCAAGGACAGCUUCCUCAUAUGUGGGGACAAUCCAUGUACAUCUUGGGUCGCCUUAUGUACGAGGGCUUUCUCUCACCUGGAGAAAUUGAUCCCCUUAAUCGCCGUCUGGUUAGUGAACCAAAGCCAGAUGUAGUGGUACAAGUUGUGAUUCUGGCAGAAACUCGCAAGAUAGCAGAAAAGCUGAUGCAGCAUGGUAUUGAAGUGCAGACCAUUCAAGAUACCAGCCCCAUUCAAGUCCACCCAGCCCGUGUCUUAUCUCAUAUCUUCUCACUUCUGGGGAAAAACAGACAGCUGGGUGUAACUGGCCGGCCAUCUACUGAAAUUGGUCUCCUGGCUACAAGCAAACUAUAUGUCCUUAACGACCAGAUUUUUGCUUUUAUACCAGAGUUUAUGGACCAGCAGCGGUACUACACGGUUCUAGACACCAACUUUCUGAUAGAUUUGCUGCGCAAUCAGGUGGCCUACUUGAAGCACAGCUGGAAGGCUAUGGGCAGGCCCAUCAUCACAUUUGUUGUCACUUCCAUGCUUUUUGAUCAUUUGCACAACCCACCUGCGGCCCUUAUUGCAACCAUUAAGAAACUGCAGAGUGGCUACAUCAGUGGUGCUCGUGUUCACAUGGGAAAUCUUUCUGAGUUUCUUAACACUUCCUGCAUUUGCAAACUGACAUUUCUGCAUGACCCUAAUGACCCAUCACAGAAAGAAGAUCAAGUGAUGAAAAUCAUAGAAGAUAUCGCCAGUCCGUCCUGCCGCAGACCAUAUCUUCUGUCCACAUCUCGUCGAUCACGGAAAGCCAGCACUGUUUUGUCUGGAACAGCAGUCAGUGGAAUUGUGCGGCGCUCUCGUUCCAUUCAGAUUGAUCCUGACCAGUUACCAGACUUGUAUGCCCACCUGAACAGCUUGAGGCGGCAGUCUUUUGUCUCCCCAACAGCUAGUGGCACAGACAUUUUAACUGCAAUUCAUCUUCGAAAAAAGUCCACGGCAAAAAAUAUAGAAUGUCCGCAAGCAUCACCUUAUGGAGGACAGUCUGUGAUAGAAGAAGAAACUUUGUCACGGCACCCUUCAUUAACAACUGGCAUAGCACCUGCUCAUAGGACAAAACGGGCCUCUCUUCCAGCCGUGAUGCCAUCACAUGAUAUCUACGGCUUUAGCAGAGUAGCAGAGACAAUAGACGAGGCGGAAGAAGAGCCCACAGUUACAUCACAGAUUUUGAAACCAGUCCAAAAUACUAAGGAAAUCACAUCCUACACCCAGCAGUUCUUACAUCUAAAAGAUGCCAGCAGUGGGCACUAUGACCUGCCACACACACCAAGUGGCUCACCCACCUCCUCACCUGGUCCACGGCACAGACAGUUAAAAGGGGAUAUCUCAGAUGUGGAUCUGAGUGACCUCACAGACCAGCUGCAGAAGUCCGAGACUCUGCAGGAACAGGCUGACAUCAUCCACUAUCUCUACACUGCUAAGGGUCUCGACUGGGAUACACACAUGGAUCUGAAGAAAAAGUGCACUGUCAAAGACCUGCUGACUGAACUGUAUGAAAAGGCAAGCCACUGGAAACAGUGGUGGCUGGUAAGACAUACAGCAGGCAUGUUGGAGAAACGGGUCGAAGAACUUGCCAUCGCUGCUACAGACUUACUGGUGCGGCAAAAACAGUUGUCAGUGGGCAUGCCAAAUGAUGGGGAACGCAUCAUCACAUGCCCUCUCCCGCCUGACGAACUUUUCAGCAUAAUCAACGAAGCUUGUGGUGAAGACAAGAGCUCUGUAUCUCUGACUCAGGAACUUCUGAUCUACUUGGCCAUGUUCAUCCGAACAGAACCCAAACUGUUCCAUGAGAUGCUGCGACUCAGGGUAGGCCUAAUCAUUCAGGUCAUGGCUUCAGAAAUGGCACGCACUCUGAAAUGUACAGGUGAUGAGGCUUCAGACCAUCUAUUAAAUCUGAGUCCUUUUGAGAUGAAAACGUUGCUGCAUCACAUCCUCAGCGGAAAGGAGUUUGUCAUCAACACCUACUGUCUGUUACCUCUGGUAAAAGACCCUUCAGCUGAAGUUGACGAUGAGUUACGGCUGGCUGUCAGAUCAAAGCAUUCAAAAGAGGAGGCCUCUGAAUUUGCAAGAGUCAGUAGGAGGGAUAAGGUGGUAAGCCAGAAAGACCUUCCACUCAUCAGCGUUGCCUCCUCAACAGAGGAGUCAGAUGAGAGCAGCCAUGACCGCCAGGGUCAGUGGCUUCGUCGUCGCCGCCUGGAUGGAGCCCUGAACAGAGUGCCAGUGGGCUUCUACCCUCGCAUCUGGGAGGUUCUUCGCAGGUGCCCUGGAAUCAGGAUCGAUGAUACUCUUCUGCCUUCAAGCUUGACUCAGGAGAUGACAAAGGGGGAGUUUAAGUUUGCGCUGCAAGUGGAGAUGGCGCUGAAUUGCCUGCCACACCCUGAGUACCGACAACUGAUGGUGGAGGCUAUGAUGGUGCUGGUGUUGGUGGUAGAGAAUGACAACAACACCAUCCGUUUCAAUGACAUCAUCCAGAUAGACAAAAUUGUGGAAGAAGCAAAUAAAAUCUUCAUUGCAGAUCAGCAAAUGUCAGAAGAUGUGGUGGAAUCUACUUUGGGAGCUGGUGACAUUUGCCAACAUCUGUAUGACAGUGCACCUAGUGGUCGUUUUGGUACUAUGGCCUAUAUGUGUCGGGCUUUGGCUAGCAUUCUUCAGUUGCCUGUAAACAAUGGUGCACUUGAGUGUGUUGUCAGCUGAACACCUACCCCAACAUUAAAAGGAACCUGUUUACAUUUUCUCACAAAAAUUGUUGUGAUUUCCUAGCUCAUGCGUAUCUCAGUUAAAAAGGUAGUUGCAGUGGUCAAGUUUCCUGUUCACACUGAUGGUAUGACAGGAAUUUAUAGGCCUAAAUGUGUUAGCUUCUAUUUUGUGGAUGACUGUUCUGUCUCUUUCAUGCUGUCAUCUUAUCGUGUCAGCACAUACCUGGGUGAUUUGCGCAAACCAACACAAGCAAUAUAAACCGAAUACCCCAUGGCUUCACUCUGGUCACUCAGCUGCUAGGUAUAAAAUAAGACUGGUUACCUUGAUGGUUGUGUUGCAUAAUGAUUUUGGUGCCCAUUAUGAUGUGGCUAAUGAUCUGUUGUUGUUUUUUGUCUUGGGAAGACUGGGUUUUGAACUACAAGGGAAACUAACUUUAAUUCAUCCCUCAUGCUUUAUUUUUAAAACUACCUUUUUGGUAUGGAAACAUUUUUGAACUAUUGUACACCACUCAUUAUUAAUGUGUACUGCUUACCUUCACAUUUGCCUUGUGACAAGACCUGAAAGUUUGGUUCUGUUGUGAUUUAAGAUUAGAAUUUUGAGGUGACCUGACCUAGUUAUGGUUUCAUACAUUGCUGCAGCCUGGUGGUUCAGGGCUGAUGGCUGUUGCUCCUCUUAACCCGUUUUCCCUCCCGGAGCACAGUAAACAUCAUUAAAUUCCUCCCAUCAAUUCACCAGUGUUUUGAAAAGGGCAAAGUGAGGUGAUAUGAACACCAGUUCAGGGAAAUGUUAAGGUUAUUGACAUCUUUAUUUUUAACUUUUGCCCCCCCCCCAAAAAAAAAAAUUAAAAAAACUGUGUAAAUUUGCAUUUGAUACUUAUUUGUGAUUAUUUAUAUGUGCAAAGCAUAACAAUUUUUAUGUGAUCAGUUUGCACAAAUUGUUGUGAUUUCUUUUUGAAUUUCAAACAGGCAGGUUUGUGCAAAGCUCAGAUUACAAUUUCUGCAAUGUUGCACAUCCAAAGCAGUAUCCUUACAUUUUUGUAUAAAUUUUUUUAAAAAAGUUUUCUUGGCACAAGAAGGUAGUGUGCAUACAAAUAUGAUGGUGUGAAUUGAAUAGACAUAAGCAAUGUGUAUGCACAUGCAUGAUAACAGAGCGAGAGUAUCAAAAAGGUUUGCUACCAUGUUGGGUUUUUUCCCAAAGAGAAUAUUUGCUCUGCCAAAUGUUCAGUGUGAAGGUAUCCCUGGAAUUGUGUAUAUAAGUUUUUUUUUUCUGUUUGAAUCAAAACUUUAUUUAUUUUUUAAUACAGUCUUCUCAUUUGAUGGCAUUGCUUUGUUUCAUUUUUUAGCAAAGAGGAAAACACACAUGCACUGUUGGUUCAUUAGCUUGGCAGAAAAAUGUUUUCACCUAGAGGUAAUAUGAAGGGAGGGUGGAGUGGGGUGGAACCAGAAUACCUGAAGGAAACACCCAACUGCCAGGCCUGCAAACAGGUGACACAUACUGAGAGCAUCCCAAGACAAGAUCCAAACCUUGGACCUUUCAGUUUACUCUGGUGGUGACAAGCAAGUGUUUUAACCACUAUGCUACCAGGUGUCCCUAUGCACAUAUGGAGUUGUGUGGGAACCUUGGAAGGUUGCUUUGUAUUUCCACGUUGAUAUAGACAGCCACCAAGAGUAUUGUCUGUGUCCAUACUGACAGCUUAGAUGCGGGUGGGUCAGGUUGCUUCAUUUCAUUGUAGAUUUAAGUUUAAUCUGCACUGUUCAAAGUCAGAUACUUCUGAUACCUUGAUGUUGCUAUCACGCAAUAUCAUGUCCCUCUUUCCACAUUGUACACAGAUUUUCUGAAGAUGAUAAGGUAGAGGGUUUCUAACAUAAUUUUGAACAUUGAAGUUUUAUUGGUUCACAUAAUCUGCUACCAGCAAUGCCUAGAACCUUGUAAAAAUAUCUGGUAAAUCUAUGCUUAGGGCAGAACCAUCAUAAGCAAUGCAGGUCAUGACAUGUCAAGUUCCAGUAUUAUCCAGUGCUACUCAAUAGCCUCGCGUUUGAUUCCUUAUUAUAAUGUUUUGGAAAAGUUGUUGUAUUGCAAUAGUUCAUGAGUACUAUUGGCAGUGUACUGUUGGUUUUCUUUAGAAUUAUGGCAGAGCCUGUUACCAUUCAUUUUGUAUUAAAAAAGUUCUUUGACACAACAACAAUAAAAAAACAAAGCAGUU
Pomacea canaliculata is the source of this 6211-nucleotide messenger RNA. Its product is annotated as probable phosphorylase b kinase regulatory subunit alpha. Bases 244 to 4005 code for a protein of 1253 amino acids. Gene Ontology annotation, biological process: glycogen metabolic process. Lineage: Eukaryota; Metazoa; Mollusca; Gastropoda; Architaenioglossa; Ampullariidae. Gene Ontology annotation, cellular component: phosphorylase kinase complex. The record is from RefSeq and is a predicted model, not a curated record. The transcript has 33 exons. Gene Ontology annotation, molecular function: calmodulin binding.